This is a messenger RNA of Anthostomella pinea, 1740 nucleotides long. Lineage: Eukaryota; Fungi; Ascomycota; Sordariomycetes; Xylariales; Xylariaceae. The record is from the annotation of a GenBank genome assembly.
AUGGACGGCCCCGAUGGCGCGACCUCACCGACACCGGCAUUUCUACCUCGAUCCCAUAACCAGAUUGCUGAUACAUUUUCAGCACUCAACCAAUCUGGACUGCAGUUCAACCUCGACAAAGUCAUGUCUGCCGUGCUACAACCCCUCCAGUGGUUCUACCGUGAAUUCGGCCUUGCCUCUAUCCACGCCACCGGCCGCGAUGCCUACUUUAUCAUACUGGCCCGGACGUGCCGCAUGUUUGCCUAUGGCACGAACGCCCUGAUAUUAGCCAUAUUCUUCUCUGCUUUGGGGGUGUCCGAUCACCAGAUCGGGCUGUUUAUGUCUCUCACGCUCGUCGGCGAUGUAUUUCUAGGGACCUUUCUGUCGCUCAUCGCAGACCGCGUCGGUAGACGCAGGGUCCUGAUCGGCGGAUCAGUUCUCAUGAUCUUCAGCGGCACCAUUUUCGCCGUGUUUGAGAACUUUUGGAUCUUGUUGUUUGGUGCCAUCGUUGGUGUUAUCAGCAUCACUGGGGGUGACUUUGGCCCCUUCAGAAGCAUAGAAGAAUCUAUGUUGUCUCAGCUCACGACGCCUGCGACAAGGGCAGAUGUCUUGUCCUGGCACGUCAGUACACCACUCUUGGGCUCCUCAAUUGGAAGUGAAGUAUCCGGACGGGUACUUCGUUAUCUUCAGAGUAAGGAUGGAUGGUCAGAGAUUGAUGCAUACCAUGCCCUCUUCUGGAUAUACGCAGCCAUGGGCUUGGUGAACCUAGCACUGGUGCUGCCUUUGACAGAUGCCUGUGAGCUCCAACCGUCAAAGGAAGCUUACACACAGGUUCCGCAAGACGACACGGCCAAUCUUGAUGUCGAUGAACCGGCGGACCUGUCCGAACAGAUCACCGCGCCCCAGCCAGACUCGAGCCGGUUCAUGCGGGCUCUGUCGUGGCUCUACAGUCGCCUGGCUCAGAUAUCGGCCCCAACCCGAUCUGUCAUGUAUAAGCUGUGGUUUCUGCUAGCAGUCGACUCACUUGCCGAUGGAAUGGUCCCAUGGUCCCUCACGAACUACUACUUGGAUGUCAAAUUUCAUCCGGCCAAAUCAACACUUGGCGACAUAACGUCUGUCUGUUAUCUUCUGGGUGCAGCGGCAGCUACGUUUGCAGGACCCCUUGCGCGGAAGAUUGGGUUGAUCAACACCAUGGUCUUCACGCACAUCCCAUCUUCAGCAGCCGUGCUGGUCUUCCCCUUUCCUCCAUAUCUAUGGAUGGCAGCAACGCUGCUGCUGAUCAGGUCUGGUCUUAAUAACAUGGACCAAGCGCCCCGUGCGGCGUUCAUUGCCGCUGUGGUUAAACCCGAGGAACGAACGGCCGUGAUGGGCAUCACCAGCACGGUUAGGACCCUUGCAGCCAUGAUGGGCCCUACGGUCACCGGCCUUCUUGCCGCGAGCGAACGCUUCUGGAUCGCGUUCGUCGUGGCGGGUAUAUGCCGUUUGUGCUAUGACUUCGGCUUGUACGCUCUCUUCGUGAACAUGAAGCUCCACGAACACGAGAGCACGACCGUUGAUCAGCCGGAUACUGGCAGUGAAAGACGUCCAGCCGACGAGGAGAUGGAACUGCAGAGUAUAGCUGAAUCCGACAGCUCUGGUGCAGGCAGUAAGGCUGUCGAGCCGCCCAUUGUCGCAGCAUCGAACGGAAGCCUCAAACUUCCCGAGGGCAACUCAAGAGUUCGCAGUAGAAGUCCACGUCGCACGACUGACUUUGAUGAAUAA